Molecule: messenger RNA, 10098 nt
Organism: Patella vulgata (common limpet)
Lineage: Eukaryota; Metazoa; Mollusca; Gastropoda; Patellidae
Product: arrestin domain-containing protein 17
Exons: 7
Coding region: 1-1008 (335 amino acids)
Biological process (GO): protein transport
Cellular component (GO): cytoplasm
Source: RefSeq, a predicted model, not a curated record
AUGAGUGAUGUAAGUUCAUCAUACAUUAAUUACACUAUUAUAUUAUUUGGUGCAGCUAAUACAACUAGUGAACAUCCUGCUGGUACCCAUUUCUACCCCUUCUCUCUCCGACUCGCACCAAACUUACCUUCAUCAUUUGAAGGAAAACGAGGUUAUGUAAGAUAUUUUUGUAAGGCUACUAUUGAUAGACCGUGGAAGUUUGAUGAAAACACAAAGCGAGCUUUUACUGUUAUACAUCAUUUAGAUUUAAACGCCUCACCAGAAGCCGGGUAUCCUAUAUAUGCCGAACAAGAAGAAACUAUAGCUGGAUGUUGUUGUUCAGAUGGAUCUAUAUCAGCUGUAUUAUCUAUCAAUAAAAAAGGUUACGUACCUGGUGAACCCUUGAAUUAUUCUAUACACGUAGACAACAGAUCAGAUAAAAAUAGCGAAAGAAUGUUACUUGAACUCAAACAGGAUGUAACAUAUACAGGCUAUUCAUCCAGUCUGUUCUCAUCAGGAAAUCCUAAAACACAUGUAAAAAGUGAUGUGUUUUGUUUAUUUUCUGGGACGAGAAAUAUAAAACCUAAUAACUCGGAAGAUAUCAAUCAGACCGCUACCAUUCCAGCUCUUCCACCAUCUAAUCUAGAUGGCUGUGGAAUAAUUGAUAUAAAAUACACAUUAGUUCUAACUGUUUCAGUCGGAUGGUCAACAUUAGAGAUAGAAAAGGAAAUCAUAAUUGGUACCAUUCCUUUACAUAUUCCCAUGGCUGUGCCUUCUUUUCCAUCAGUUGUCUCCCCUGGGGCUAUGGCAACUGCUCCUCCACUGGAGCCUCCACCAUAUGUUGAUCCUCCCCCAGCAUAUGAGGACUGUGUGUUUGGUGGUGCAAAUAUUAGAGAUGAAAACGAUGAUGAACAUACAACAGGUUUAUCGGCAUGGACGCCGGCAUAUCCAUACUAUCAUUGGGGAGAGAAUGGUCCCCCUCCGAUAGCUGUACCAUCAGCCCCCCCUCCAGCUUAUAACCAGGUGUAAUAUAAAACUGCCCUGCAGAAAAAUGAUACAUGGGGACCUCAUAGUGGUACAAUUUGCUGUAAGGCGAGUUUUAGUAUGGGGUAGAGUGAAUAUGGUUCCUAAUAACAUUAUAGUGAAGUCCUUGUAUAUAAGUGUUUCGCUAUAUCAUUGUGUUAUAGUGGAGUUUAUCUGUAGGUAUUUAAUUAUGUUUUAAAAACAUACAUAGACAUAUAUAUCACAAGUCUCCAUCUUAUGCAAAACAUUUAUUAAUCAUAUUUAACUUGAUAAGCACAGCUAAAUUUUCAGACAUAUUUUAAAGUGUUUUUAUUUAGAUCAGUCAAGUGGUGAUAUUAGCCUGUUAUUAAGUAAAGAAGAUAAUGAACAAGCCAUACCAUGUUCACAAUAACUUUAUAAAAGAAAACAUUAGUCAAGUCUUGUAACAACAAAAACAAAGUGAUAACAGCCUACUGUAUAUAUGGGUAGCAUCACCAUUGUUCAGUGUAAAUAAUAUUAAUAAUCUUAUUCUGUUUUUUACUAUGUAUAUAGGUUUCUAUAUUAAACAGUUGACAUAUUCACUACCAUUGUUUAACAGUUAAUACGCAUAAAUACACACUCAGUAGGGUUAUACCCUCAGUAGAAAUAUAAACCCAGUAGAUAUUCAAAUACACAUAAAUACACACCCAGUCAACAUUCAAAUAUGCAUAAACACCCAGUCAACAUUCAAAUACACAUAAUCACUCAGUAGACAUUCAAAUACACAUAAACAACCAGUAGACAUUCAAAUACGCAUAAAUACACACCCGGUAGACAUUCGAAUACACAUAAAUACACACCCGGUAGACAUUCAAAUACACAUAAAUACAAACCCGGUAGACAUUCAAAUACGCAUAAACACCCAGUAGACAUUCAAAUAUGCAUAAACACCCAGUAGACAUUCAAAAAUGCAUAAACACCCAGUAGACAUUCAAAUAUGCAUAAACACCCAGUAGACAUUCAAAUACACAUAAACACCCAGUAGACAUUCAAAUACGCAUAAAUAAUUUAAAUUUUGUGACAUCUGAAAGCGAUAGUGAUGUAAAGAUUGUGUAAAGAACUUAAUCCAGUGAUUUUGCAUCAAAGAGAAGUUGUAUGAAGUGUUCUAGGCAGGGGAAGCAUGGAGUGACACAAAUUUUGUGUACGGCCUGGUACACUUCACCAAUUAAUCAGAAGGCUUGGAGCAAUAUGAUGCAACUCAGUAUGGUGUUCAAAAACCAAAGUUUCAAAAACAGUUUGGUAUGUAGUCUUCUCUAAUCAAAGACUGUCACCAUAUCAGUGAAAUCUUGCCAGCACUGUGCUUAUAUAGUUAUAUAGAUAAUCUGGUCGUGUAUAUACAAUGGUCUUUCUUGUAAAUAUUUGUGGAAAAUGUAAUAUUGUAUUCUACUAUAAAACUCGAAAUAAGCUACAGCAUACAGUACAAGGAGAAAAAGGGCAAAGCAAAUACUUACUGCUGCGCCUAUAGCAAAAUCCCAUGUUUUUGGGGUAGAUCAUUUUUAGAUGUACUCAGUGCUCAUGUGACAAAGCUGUCUUAUCAGAUGCUUUUUUAGACAAAAAUCUGUUUUAUUGUUUAAAAGUGUUAUCAGUUUUGUAAUUCAUUCAACUCACAUAUGAUUGGAAAUCUCAAAUCUUUUUCGCUCUGAUAAAGUAUUUGUUAUCUUAGAUAGGACUAUAUUUGCUACUGUGAGUGAAGAUUUCCAAUUAAUUAAGAAUAAUUUUGAUGAAACUAGUUUGGGUUUGAUCUAAAAUACACACAACCUUCAAUAAAGCACGUACCUUUUUACAGUAUUCACUUUAUUUGGUCUUAAAUUUUUUUUUGAUGAAGGAACCAUGGGUGGAAUUGUUAGAACUCUGAAAACAAAUGCAACUUUCUCAAAAUUCUGUCCAUCACAUCAAAAAAUGAAUAACAUUGAAAAAUGAAAUUAUUGAAAUUGAUAAUCUUUGUAAAUGUUCCUUGGCAAAAUUCUCCUUGUUAUAUAGGCAGUGAAUUGAUAGAUUGGCUUAAAAAAAACCCAAAAAAACAGGUGAUAUGGCAAAAACAAGUUUGUUUUGAAUAUAAGGCCACAAAAAAUAAAUACUUUGGUUCUCAGACAGUCCUUAACAAAAAAUCUGAUGUUGAGGAGGUCUAUUUUUGUAUUUCUAUUUUUGUGUUUCUAUUUUGACAAGGCUAAAUGACUUAUCAUAAACAUCACAUUUCAAGUUGUUUAUAGGAAUGUAUGUCAGGAACAUUUAUCAGUGUACUUGAUAAAUGGAGCCUGUGCCACAUUACGUCCUGUAAUCGGGGGUUGGAUGGCCAAAUGGUUAGCAUGUGCGCAAUGUAUCAUAAGGCCUGUCAUUGAGUCAACUGGCGUGGUUUCGAAUCCCCGGUUGUACGUGACAAAGAGUAGGGUCGCCUGUCCACCCUUGUGGGUUUUCUCCAGGUCCUUGAAUUAUUGAAAUAAAAUUAAACCAUAUGUUAGUCCCAAAAAGACCUAGUUUGUGUCGAGUGGAUGUUAAACCCCAUUUCUCUCUCUCGUGUUCCUGUAAUCAGGGUAAAAAAUUUAUGUGCAUUAAUAAAUUUUUAUUUUUUAAAAUGACACAAGAUUAUCUGAGCAGCAGAAUAUUUUCUAUAUGAUCUAAAAAAUAUUGUUAUGAUGCCACAGCUCUUUGUUUCUAAAAUGUAUUUUCUGGUUUGUGUUGCCAUAGUGUAAAUACUUCAAUUUUGAGAACGCUAAUUUGUUAAUUAUGAAAUAAUAUUGUAUUAUAUUAAUUUACUAACCUUAUUGUAUGCAUAUUAUAUUAACAUUAUAGAAUACAGCCUGGUUUUUUUUUAAUAUAUAUAUUUUUUAUUUAGCUAAUUACCAUGUACUAUAUGUCAUACUCAGAUCUGAAACAAUAUUUAUAAUAUUUAACUGUAACCUUUCAUUAAUACAUGUGGUUCGAUGUUGUGGGGUUAUCCAUUUAAAUUGUAAGUUAUUCCAUGGACAUUAUAAGGUCCGUGGUUAUUCCGAAUCGACAGACUUGACACAGAGUCCAAGAUCAAUCUCAGUUUAUUUCAUCUGUAGUCAGUAGUUGAUGGAGAUAAUUUUUUUUAAUUUGGUGCAUGCUCUGUGGAUUUCGAAAUGUCCUGUCAAGUAAUCCCGCACAUCAUCCAAGUACAUUUACCAUUUGUUAAAAUACAGAUGUGAUGUCAUCAUUUGAUGUGCCAAUCAUAUAUUAUUUAUACUGCAUGAAAUAUUGGACUCGUCUGAAGAUUUCUUUGAAAUGCAUGUGUAGGAUAGUGUCUGUAUUUUAAGUUGUUUAAUGGUCUCGAGCUUAAGACAUUGUAUAAUAUAUUUGUGUGGUAUCAGUAUACUUCUUAAAGAUACAUUAUGUAAGAUUUAGAUAAAGAGCUAGCCAUUCUUGCUGUAAUAGUUCAAAAAUAGAUAAUGCAAAAUGAAUAAAUAAUAUGAAAAUUUCAUUCAAAUUACUCUAUUGCGAGCAAAGAUAUUAGCCUUUGAAGGUUUGAAAAGACGUGUGCAAUACUUUCAACCACCUUACUGGUUGUUCGAAGCUAAGUCUCGCUCCUCCAUUUUUAAAUUAAAUCAAAAUAUGGCUGAACCAUUCUAAUCUAUUUAUUAUUGGAGAAAUCUGAUGCCAUCGAGAGUUGAUUAUGGCCUGGAUAAGUUAAUUAAUGUCUAAUCAAUAAUUUAGAUAACAUUUCAGGCCAAAAGAAAAACCUGCAAUAGGCAGAUUUAGCUCUUGCAUAAUGUAUGUUUAAUGUCUUGUUCUUACCCAUGAAACCAUACUUAGUAAUGGUAAUUAUAUACUAUGAUGCUUUUUGUCUAUAUAUUAUAUUAUAUUUAAUAAUAUUUAAAUCUAGAUUAUAUAACCUGUAAAUAAUAAACUCAUUGAUAUAGAUCACAAACUCUUAACAAAAUUUCAUUUCAUUUUUUUUAUUAAUACAAUAUAUUUAUUUAAUUGAAACCUAGAUAAUAACUGGAUUCAAUUGACUUUAAGCUCUACAACUUCACUUAACGUGGGUUAAAGUUACCACAGAGUUCAUUUUACCCUUGUAUCUGAAGGGCUGAGAGAUCCUGAUACUGGUAACUAUGGAUACCGUUCAAUACUGGUAACUAUGGAUACCGUGUUCAAGAUACAUGUACCAUAUAUCUGUGUUUUAUUGUUCUGUUUUUGUGUUUCAGUAUUUAUUAUUAGGUACAUGUAGCCCAACAAGCAACUGUUAAAUAUACACUAUUACAUGUCUUUAUUAUCAUCCACAUGUAUUACAAAUGAUCAUGUUGCCUACAUAUGGUAUAUUUGUAUUUAAUCAUAAAAAACCCCAUGAAUUUGACCUUGCAAAUGGGGGAUGCUGCAAUCUGGUUAAAAUACAGAUCUAUAUUUGAUUCUUUUCGGGGGGGGGGGGGGGGGUGUACUUUCGAUGGCCUAUACUACAUGACGAUCUCACCAGUUGUAGUGGGAGACCACAUCAAAGGUCAUACAAGGACGUCAGACAUUUGAUUAACCAGUGGCAAUCAGCUUUGAUAUUUCUACUGGUUUACCUACAGUUUCGUGAACCUCACGCCAAAAACUCACCGUAAUAGACCCUUCAAUUGGCUAAUCCCUCAUAUCAUCCAGAACGUGGGUUAUAUAAUACCUCUUCCAGAUCCCAGUGUAGUAAAGACAAGUAAAACAAAAUUUUGGACUAUAAAAAACGAAACGAAAUAGGAUCUGUGUUUUAAUCAGAUUGGGAGAUGCUGCAGGCUACCUAAAACAUGGAUGCUAAUUCGCCCGUAUAUGCCGGACAUGUCCUACGCUAUUAUGUUUGCCUACAAAUGGUAUAUAUGUAUUUAAUACUAAAAAAAGAUGAAUUUGACCAUACAAAUGGGGGAUGCUGCAGUCUACCUAAGCCCCGAAAUAGAUGCUCACUGUUUAUCAUUCCAUAUGGUGCAGUGAACUAUACACCACGAACCGUACAUCUCGUUGUUCAGGAUUUCAAAGCAGUUUUCAUACAACUUUAUGUUUUGUCUCUCUUUAUGUUCAGUUGAUCAAUUUACAAUUAUCACUUUUAUGUCUAUGGUGUCCCAAUAUAUGUCUUGUUUUAUUAUAUAUUUUCUUAUAUUUGUUAAUUUUGCAUCCUUUGCUUUGGAAAUAUUGCUUGAAAUGAAUGUUAACAUUACAUAAUGAAUUGUAUUGUUUUAUAUUCUAGAUACUUAUAAUCAUAAAAACUAGCAUUCAUUAACCCUUCAGCUCCAGAAACCACUUGAAAUUACAGCUCCCUUGAGCGUCUCGAACCACUCAAGUCACAUGAAUAAUCGUGAACUAUUUAAAGCCUGUAUACUAUUUAUGGACUCGGGCAACAUAGAGAGGUGUCAUUUUGAGUGAUUUCGAAAAUGAGCUCCAAAAUUCAAUGUAAAAAGAUCAUAUCUCAUUUUUUUUUUUUUUGCUGGGGGGGGGGGUAGUCAGUAUUUACAUGUACUAGGUUUUAAAGGAUUAAUUACCAUUUUAGUAGAAGUAUUAGAUAAAGCAGGUGAUUCAUUAGAAUAUAUUAAUAUGCAAAUGCUAUGAAUACUGUAUAUUUACACUUGAGAUUUCAAUGUAUAUAAAAUAAUUAAUUAAUUUGUAAACUUUGCCCCUGAAAUAUGUUUUAAUUUUAGUCAGUUUUUUCAUAAUUUUUUAAAAUAUUUUAAUUUGCUCAUUUUUUUGUUAUUGCAAGAAUGUACUGUAUAUUGUUUUAAAUAUUUUGAUAUUAUGCUCUAGAAUAUCCAAUAAUAGAGAAAAGGUCUUUCAAAUUUUGUGUUUUUGUCGCUUUUAUGUUAAAAAAAAAACCUCUUUUAAAAUGAAUAUAGCUAUCGUACAUUUAUAUGCAUAUACAAUGUAGUUAAUGCAGAGAUUUCAGUCAUUCAGAAAAUAUGUUUUUGGUUGAAAAUAUGUGAUUUUUCUAAAAUCAUGAGGAGCAUUGGCAUCAGAUGUUCUAGAAAUAGUAAGCAUACCCUGUCCCAGACACAACAUCAUCACUAUCUAUAGACUAUCUAUUAAACCUGUUAUUCAGAAUGUUUAUUAACUGAUACAUUAUUAACGUAAAGCAAGGACUUCUAACUUACAACAUCAUUCUGAAAUCAUGUGACAACAUAGGUCAAAGUUCAUACUGUGUCAUAAAAUAACGUGUUUCGCGUGUUUUAUUUUAAGGUAUCUGAAUCAUUUCAUAUUGAUUUUUAUAUUUUACAUAUGAUUUAUUGUUGGAUGCCUAUGUGUGUCCUUACUUUAUGCCAUUUUUAUAGGGUCAAAACUACUUUCACUUUGGCAGUGUUUGGUGGUAUAGGUAGAGUGGUCUAAUACCUUAGCUUGGUCUCGGGCUGGUAUGUGACAAGGAUUAGAGGUGCCUGCUUAAAGGGACAUUAUGUAAGUUUUAGAUAAAGAGCUGGCCGCUAUCGCUAAAAUAUUUCAAAAAUAGAUAAUGCAUAAUGAAUAGGCUAUAUUGAAAAUUUCAUUCAAAUUACUUAUAUUGAGCGAAUUUAUCAAUGUUUGUAAUUUUGACAAGAUGUGUGCAUUGAUCAUAACCACCAUACUCGCAUCACCAUUUUUAAAUUAAAUCAUUAAAUGACCAAACUUUUCUAAUAUACUUAAAAUUGGAGCCAUCCGAUGGCGUCAAAAGUUGGAGUAGAUUAUGGUCUUGAUAAGUUUAUUAAUGUCUAAUUAAUAGUUUAUAUAACAUUUCAGGCCUAAAGAAAGACCUGCAAUAUACAGAUUUAUCUCUUACAUAAUGUAUCUUUAAUUUGUCAGUUUUCCUCCCACUGCCAAUUAUUUAAAUAAAAUAUGUGUUAGUCCUGAAAUGACCAAUUUUUUGUUGAGUGGACAUUAAUCUCUCUCUGUGAAAAUAUAGCCUAUAGCUCGGUUAAAUUUUGAGGGUUGCAAAUGCCAAUAAAUAUCAAAGUUUGUUAAAUUUAUUGAAAUUGUUGUAUAAUGUGCAAUAAAAAGACCAAAUUUUCUGUCUGGAUUUACAUAUUCAAAUUUAAAUUAAUUAACAUGAUAAAACCAAUAUUUUACAACUAAGUUGCCAGUCAAUAAAUUGUAUUAUAUAAAAUAAGGAUUUUGUAAUAUAAUACAUAUAAUUACAGUAUUUAUUGGCAAUGGUAGCAUUCUUUGAAACUGGCUAUAUUAUGAUUAAUUAUCAUUUUAAACAAAUUAUAUAUUAUGAAGCAAUGAAAAUUAAAGCUGGAGAUAUCUUUGUAAAGUUUGCUUUCUUGAGGAUCUAUAGAUGCUGUGGUGAGGAUCAGGAAAAAAGUGUGGGAUCCUCCAAACUCAAGAAAAACAGAUACUCUUUUUAUUAGUGGAGAGGAGGUCUAUAGGCUUCUGCCUGUUCUCCAAUCCUGUUUCUGUAAAUAAAUUUUGUUUAGAAAAAAAAAAUUAGUGGUGUUCAAUAAUAUAACAUUUCGGUCUCAAUUGACCAUCAGCACAUUGAACACCACCAAAAUUAUAUCUGUUUAUUCUUGAGUUCAGGAGAUCCCUCCAUCUUUGUUUCUAUAAUACUGAACCCAAUUUGUUACUUAGUAUGGUUAUUUUCAGACGGUUGCGUUAUUUCAAGCCAGUGCAAAUGCCGGAUUACUUUUAACUAUAAAUUUAUAUAGCUGACAGUUUCUGGAGCAAGAAUGCUUCUGGAAUCUGGAUGUCAAUUUUUUGGCUUUCAUCCAUAUAUAAGUCAAUACAGAGUAUUAGAUGAAGGCCUGACUUCCACGGAAAAAAGUAUCGACUUAUAGUAUACCCGAAAAAUAUGGAAGUCUAAAUUGCAAAUUGUAACUUAUUUAGGUUGAUCAAUUGUGGGUAAUUCUGUAAGUUUUUGAGAAAUAAUAGGCUCACAUCUAUAUCACAUAGAUAUUAGAAGUACUAAUAAUUUUGGAAAUUAUUUUGUAUGAAUAUCACCAUAUUAUAGUUAAAUACAUAGGCUGUUAUUGUUAUUUUCCCUUUAUUCCGUUCUUUUGCGCUUAAUUAAGGCAACACAAAUAAAAUAACUUGUUUCUCGGGCACCGCCCGCACGCAAAAUUGGUUGCGCGUGCAGUCUAUUUAUUAGUCUUGAUGAAAAAAAAUAAAUAUGUAACGCCCGCCCGCACAUCGACAAGCAAGUCGUAAAAAAAAUAUCCCGCAUGUACCUACAUCCGCCAUACAUGUAUAUCUAUUCAAAUGUAUUAAAACUGAUUCAGAUGAACAUGCUGUCUUUUUUUAUCCGAACAAUGGCGAAGUUUGGCAGAUUUGCCUUUUUUAUUGAUAUCGAAAGAACCUCCAUUUUGUAUCACGUGAUAUUAAUUACCUCCCCUGAUAAACUAGAAUUUGAUUCGUGUUAAAAGUCAUUGGCGACAAUAUUUCAAUCAUUCGAUCGUAAUCGGCUCAUUAUUGCCGGCUUCAGUCGGUCCUUGUUUGGAAAAUCCUAUUGAUAAAAUAAUGAACCGUAGAACAGGUUAAUUAAUUAUAGCUAAGAAUACGAUACGAUGACGAUAGUCGUCAUAAUGCAUACCUUAGAAUCUGGGUCAUUAUUAGCACAUUUACGGUAGUUUCGAUAAUCCGGAAAAUAAUAAUUGGAUUACCGAUUUGAUGGUUUUACUGACCAGUUGUUAGUUAGAUUUAAAUAGUCAUUCAAUAUAAACACCGGAUAGAACACCGAAUAUCCUGAGAAACACACCGAAUAUCCCAAGAAACAGUAUUUCCGGCAAUCUCCAAUACCGAUGACACGGUGUGACAUGCAUUGGUUGGAAUUCGGUAAAUAAUUAUAAAUAAACCGGCGAUACUAGAUUUAGUUUUAAAUACUGUUUACCAUGAUUAUUAUUUUUGAUACACCUGGUGAAAGAGGCUUAGUUUUUAAAAAUAUUGUUGUCUUUAUGGAGGGCUAUUACAUAGUCGUAUAUGGAAUUUUAUUUUAAACCAAUUUCAAUUAUGUGAAUUAAAUAUGGAAAAUUAUUUUCCUUUCAGUCAGUGUUCAGUCUCAGUGUUUUAGUAGACUUGAUUUUGGGUUUAUGUUUUAAGUAUGUACAAUAAAGUUGAAUAUAACGGAAAGCAAAAACGUAAACAAGUAAUGACUUUCUCAUUUAAAAAAAAAAAAAAAGAAAGACCGCCCUCCCGCCCCAACAA